Messenger RNA from Salvia splendens (bonfire salvia), 1614 nucleotides. RefSeq names its product aldehyde dehydrogenase family 2 member C4. The transcript has 8 exons. The record is from RefSeq and is a predicted model, not a curated record. NCBI's taxonomy places the organism in Eukaryota, Viridiplantae, Streptophyta, Magnoliopsida, Lamiales, Lamiaceae. Gene Ontology annotation, molecular function: oxidoreductase activity, acting on the aldehyde or oxo group of donors, NAD or NADP as acceptor. The coding region runs from base 67 to 1536 and encodes 489 amino acids.
AUUUAAAGCAGACAGCUUAGGUCCAUUAACCUUUAAUCUACAUCUUGAGAGAGACAGAGAGAAGCAAUGGCGCUACCAAAAAUCAAGUUUACACAGCUUUUCAUCGACGGCCAAUUCGUCGACGCCGUUUCAGGGAAAACAUUUGAGACAAUAGAUCCAAGAAAUGGAGAAGUAAUAGCAAAAAUAGCAGAAGGGGAUAAAGAUGAUAUUGAUUUGGCUGUGAAAGCUGCUCGCCAUGCUUUUGACAAUGGCCCAUGGCCUCGUUUCCCUCCUUCCGAAAGAAGAAGAAUGAUGCUCAAGUUUGCCGACUUGAUCGACCAAAACAUGGAAGAAUUGGCAGCACUUGAUAGUCUCGACGCCGGGAAGCUAUACAGCUUGGGGAAGCUCGUCGAGAUCCCUAACGCGGCCGAGAAGCUCCGGUACUACGCGGGCGCAGCCGACAAGAUUCACGGAUCGACAUUGAAGAUGUCCGGGCAGCUACACGGCUACACGCUUCGGGAACCCAUAGGGGUGGUGGGGCUUAUCAUACCCUGGAACUUCCCCUCCCAAAUGUUCACUAUGAAGGUGGGCCCCGCAUUGGCCGCAGGCUGCACCAUGGUCGUCAAGCCCGCCGAGCAGACCCCUCUCUCCGCCCUCUUCCUCGCCCAUUUGGCCAAGCUGGCUAGCCUCCCUGAUGGAGUGUUGAAUGUGGUGACGGGGUAUGGCCACUCUGCUGGCGCUGCAGUAAGCUCCCACAUGGACAUAGACAAGGUUAGUUUCACAGGGUCGACGGAAGUAGGGCGUCUGGUGAUGCAGGCGGCCGCUGCCACUAACCUAAAACCUGUGACGCUAGAACUUGGAGGGAAAUCGCCUUUCAUUAUAUUCGACGAUGUUGAUAUCGAUAAAGUUGCCGAUCUUGCUUGGCGUGCGAUUACAUACAACAAGGGGGAAAUAUGUGUUGCUGGUACGCGCGUUUUUGUUCAAGAAGGGAUAUACGACGCGUUUGUAGUUAAGCUGUUGGAGAAGGUCGAAUCGUGGGUGGUCGGAGAUCCAUUCGAUCCAAAUGUUCAUCAAGGCCCCCAAGUGGAUGAGAAGCAAUACAACAAGAUUCUUUCGUACAUAGAAAUUGGGAAAAAGGAAGGAGCCACUUUGUUAACAGGUGGUAAGCCUGCAGCCAACAAAGGCUACUACAUUGAGCCUACAAUUUUCACUGAUGUAACAGAUGAUAUGACUAUAGCCAAGGAAGAAAUAUUUGGACCUGUGAUGUCACUUAUGAAAUUCAAGAGCGUGGAGGAAGCGAUCAAGAGAGGGAACGCGACUAAGUAUGGGCUGGCAGCAGGUGUGAUGACCAACGAUUUGAACAUUGCGAACACGGUGUCUCGGUCUAUUCGUGCGGGGAUAGUGUGGAUAAACUGCUACUUUGCAUUUAGUGAUACUCUUCCUUACGGAGGUUAUAAGAUGAGUGGUUUUGGAAGAGAUAUGGGAAUGGAGUCUCUCGAGAGUUACCUUCAGACAAAAUCUGUGGCCAUGCCCAUUCACAACUCUCCUUGGCUCUAAUCUUAUGUAUCCAUAUAUUUAUGUACUAGAACCUCUACAAUUCUGAUAAUGAAUCAAACGCAUCAUCAGUUUCCCCCC